UUUAUCGCUCGUAAAAUUUACCUAACUUCUGACUCAACUGUGAUUACGGAUAUUUCUUCAGAUUUUGGAAUUUUGAUCGAGAAUUUAAAACAUAUGAGUUAUGACCAGAGAAUAAAAGGUCACAUUUGAUGCAAACAUUAAAACCACGCGUAUUACGUAUUUUUAAAAAACCGGUCUGUCCAGUAAUCUUUAUUCUGUGAAUUCUAUUUAUGAACUUGUUUUGUAAAAUAAAAAAUAGUUUGUUUUCUAGUAUAAGCUCUCCCACCAUAAAUGCUACAUGAUCAUGUGACCAUACGAAAGCUAGAAAAAGAGUACAAGAUGACAUUUUCAUUCACACGCAUAUGCAUAUUAGAAUAAGAGUGAAGGUUGAGACAAAGUUUUAAAAUAUAAGAGUUUCAGUGUAUAUGAAACUUUCAUUAUAGUCGCAUGAGAAUUCGCAGAUACGUUCGUUAAGAUCAUUUUUAUGGUUUUAGAGCUACAUACCUCAGUGAAAAAUGUUUGUUACACUUUUCGUUUUUGCGCUUGUGACUGCGCAUGUUACUGCAACACUACCUUCCUAUAUUCGCCCGUGUGGCCGUAAAGAUCCGAACUAUGAUCAAUGCAUAAGAAACAGCGCUGAACUUCUGAAGGAUAAAAUCUGCACAGGAAUGCCGGAACUGAAUCUUCCACCGAACGAGCCAUUAAUUAUUGAUAAAAUAGUUGUUUACGACACUGCCAAUAUUAAGUUGCAUCUUAGUGAUGUGAAAGUAUAUGGAAUUUGUGAUUUUGUCAUAAAUUCCGUUCACGCAAAUCCUGACAAACUUCAUUAUGAUUUUAACGUCAAUGUUAAGGCUCUCCGCCUUGAUGCCAUGUAUGACUUUAACAUAAAUAUAUUGCUCACGCAGAUUGCUCACAAAGGAAUAUUGCACGUUACUUCAGACAACUUAGGUGUAAAACUAGGGGUGGAUUUCAAAUCGACAAUUAAGAACGGCAAAACAAGCGGGUAUACGUCGAAAGUAAAUUUGAAUCUCAACAUCAAAACAUUCAACUUCAAGUUUGAUGAGAAAGAAAAGGAACUAGUUAAUUUACAUAAAAUAUUUAGCAAUGUCAUAUCCGACAAUCAAGAAGAAAUGAUUAAAACUGUUAAACCGGCAUUGGAAGAGGAGCUCUCCAAACGAAUAAUUUCAAUUUUCAACCGCGUAUUCGAUCGUAUUAAUUUUGAAGAGCUAUUUCCUGAACGAGCAUAAAUUGUCUGGAAUUUUUUGAUCUAUUCAAUUUGCGUUUUGCUUGAUUUUCGUCAUAAGUUUUGUCAUGUUUGAAAAUGUUAACUGGAUAAUAAAAAAAAAUAUUAAUUAUUAAUUUAUCGUUAAAGCAACAGCACACAUUUGUAUGGAUUAACAAUUAUAUAUUCUAUAUAUAUUACUGAUAUGUACUUUUUGUAUCAUUUUAAAUACACUAUGUUUAUAUU
Molecule: messenger RNA, 1447 nt
Organism: Temnothorax curvispinosus
Lineage: Eukaryota; Metazoa; Arthropoda; Insecta; Hymenoptera; Formicidae
Exons: 3
Coding region: 495-1226 (243 amino acids)
Source: RefSeq, a predicted model, not a curated record